AUGUCAACGACUCCGGUGUUGGCAAUGCCUAACUUUGAUAUGAUGUUUGAAGUUCAUACGGAUGCCAGUGAUGUGGGAAUUGGAGCCGUUCUUACACAAGAAGAUCGACCAAUUGCCUAUAUAAGCAAGGCCUUGGGGAGUGUACGAGUGGGAUGGUCGGUCUACGUAAAAGAAUUGCUAACUGUGGUAGAAGUGGUUCGGGUUUGGAGGCAUUACCUUUUGGGCCGACAUUUUCGAAUUGUGACGGACCAACAGCCACUUAAGCAUCUAUUGGAGCAACGAACAGUAACUCCGGAGCAACAAAAGUUCGUGUCGAAGCUCAUGGGAUGA
Striga asiatica is the source of this 330-nucleotide messenger RNA. The record is from the annotation of a GenBank genome assembly. NCBI's taxonomy places the organism in Eukaryota, Viridiplantae, Streptophyta, Magnoliopsida, Lamiales, Orobanchaceae.